Molecule: messenger RNA, 462 nt
Organism: Effrenium voratum
Lineage: Eukaryota; Dinophyceae; Suessiales; Symbiodiniaceae
Source: the annotation of a GenBank genome assembly
AUGCCUCACAUUGACGAUACGGAUCGCCGGAUUCUGCGUGUGAUGCAGGAGGACGGAUCGUUGACCGUCUCGGAGAUCGCGGAGCGGGUAGGACUGUCGCAAUCACCCUGUUCCAGGCGCAUCAGCCGGCUGACAGAGGAAGGCAUUAUCCGCGGCAAGGCCAUCCAGCUCGACCGCAAGAAGCUCGGUUUCGACGUUAUCGUUCUGGUCCGGAUCAAGCUGACCGAGCAUGGCCGCCAGGCGCUGAACGUGUUUCAGGAAGCCGCAAUGCUGAUCCCCGAGGUGCAGGUGAUCCAGCUCAUGCUUGGCGAGUUUGAUUUCAAUGUUCGCGUCGUGGUGCGCGACAUGGACCAUUUCCAGACGCUGCUGCGCGAGAAGCUGGUCAUGCUUCCCGGCGUCCAGGAAAUCCAGAGCACGGUCAUUCUCGAGGAGAUGAAGUACACGACCUCGCUGCCGCUUUGA